GUGAUACUACGAGGGUGCGACUCAAGGGCUUGAGGCUGCGCGUGUGCUUGCUUGUCCGUGCGCAAGUGCAUGAAACGCACAUUCGGACACGUGGAUUCUCAAUCGGCUCGGAUGUUCCUGCUCCACUCUCCCCACUACUUACUUCCUCUUCCCAGAGGCCAGCAGGCAGACUUCCCGUUCCUAAAGAUCCGAAGCUUCGAUAGAGGGUUGGACACGUGUCAGCUAGCGAUGGCAUCCAGCGGACCCAUCUCGUUGACUCCGGCCGAGAGGCUCGCGUAUGCGCACCUCUUUGCCCUGGCCGACCCGCAAAACACGGGCAUGGUGCAGGGCUCAUCGGCCGUCAGCUUCUUUGCCCUUUCCAGCCUGCCCUCGCCCGUCUUGGGCACAAUCUGGGCCCUCGCUGACUCGGACAACAACGGCUUCCUCGGACCGGCCCAGUUCAGCGCGGCGCUCAGGCUCAUUGGCCAUGCGCAGAGCGGCGCCGUGGUGACGGAGGAGCUGCUCAGCAAGCCCGGUCCGCUGCCCAAAUUCAAAGGCAUCGCCAUCCCAGGCCAGCAGCAAGCUCCGAGCCGAUCUGGCUCCACCAUCACGCCCCAGACCACAGGAACCGGUGUCGGUGCAAACGCAGCGGCGGGCGCCAACGAGAUCAAGCCCGAAGAUCGCGCGAGGUACACGCGCAUCUUUGCCAGUGCCGGUCCUCAGAAUGGUCUUCUCGAUGGCGAAAAGGCAAAAGACAUCUUCGUCAAGUCGCAGCUGCCCUUCGACAAGCUCGGUGCGAUCUGGAACCUGGCCGACACAAAGGCAAGGGGCAAGCUCGACCUCACCGACUUUAUCGUGGGCAUGCACUUUAUCCAGUCGACGAUGAAUGGCUCCCUCUCGUCGAUUCCGGCUGCCCUCCCCGCGGACCUGUACGAGAAGGCGGCCGGCGCAGCGCCCGCUUCCAUCUCACCCACGCCAACCGGACUGCCUCCCUCGAGUCCGCUUCGCACGCAGAACACCGGCGGAUCCUCAACCUUUCUACCUCGUCAGAUGACUGGCGGCGGCUUUGCUGGCAUGCCAGGCAGCCCUCUCCGCUCUCCUCCUCCUCCCACAUCAGCAGCUGCUGCCGCUACGCCUCUGCAGGCCCAGCGAACAGGCGCUGGAGCAGGCGCGUGGGCCGUCUCGCCGGCAGACAAGGCUAAAGCGGACCGCUUCUUCGAUGGUCUCGACCAGGAGCACAAGGGCGUCCUCGAGGGCCAGGCUGCCGUUCCCUUCUUCAUGCAGAGCGGCCUUGGCGAGGCGACGCUGGCCCACAUCUGGGACCUGUCGGAUGUGACGCAGUCGGGAAGCCUCACCCGCGACGAGUUCGCCGUCGCCAUGCACCUCAUCAACCUCAAGCUGACGGGAAGCGACCUGCCUCAGGAGCUGCCCGCCAGCCUGGUCCCACCGGGCCUUCGCGGCACCAGCCUGCCGCAAGCCGUGAACCCGGCCGAGACGGACACGCAGAGAGACCUCUUUUCGCUCAUCGACGACGACGACGCGAACAACCUGCCCGUCUCCACGGCCUCUGCCUUUGCUACGCCUGCCUCCAAGGCCGUUGCCUCUACCCCCGCGCCGGCUGCCCCUGCCGCUGCCUCUGCUUUCAAAUCCGGUCCUUUCGACGACGACUUCUUGGCUACUAGCAGCAGCGAGCCGCAAGCCGCCAGCAGCGCUGUUGGCACCGCUGGGGCCGGCGCCAUGCCCAGUCGCUCUCUUGAUGCCGGCGCCGAGCUGGGCAACUCGCGCCUGGCCCUCGACAGCACCCAGCGCAGCCUCACGACGCUUGAGACGAAGCGCAGCGAGCUGCAAAAGAGCGUCGAAGACAACGACCAGAACAUCGGCGACAUCAAGGCGCGCCUCGAGAGCGUCAAGCUGCGCCACCAGACAGAGACCGAGGCCGUCAAGUCGCUCACGGAGCGCCAGGCCGCGCAGGCAGCCGAGCUCAGCGAGCUGCGCCAGACCUCGGUCCGCGACGAGUCGGAGCUGAGCAGGCUGCGCGGCGAAAAGGACGAGCUGGAGCAGGCGCUGAUGCGCGACCGCGAGGAGGUGCGCGAGAUGAAGAAGCAGGCCUCGGAGACGCAGCGCCAGCGAGACGCCCUCGCGGCCGAAGUCGAGAAGCUGCGCAAGGACGCGCGCAUGCAGAGGGGCCUCGUCGCCAUUGGAAAGAAGCAGCUCAGUCAGGCAGAGUCGGACAUGGAGAAGACGAGGCAGCAGCUCGAGGAGGUCAAGUCUGGCAAGUUCGAGCACGAGCCCGAGGCUGCUGCUGCUGCUGCUGCUGCUACUAGUGACACUACCACCACGGCCCCUGCCACGGCGAAGGAAGAGGCAGCGGGUGGUGCUGGGCCCGUCUCGAGGGAGGCAAGCAUCUCGUCGCCUGCGCACGCCCACCAGGCUGUCGCUAGUCCUGCUGCGAGUGUGCGCAGCACCAAUCCAUUCGACCGUCUCGGUGGUGGGGCUGGCGUGGCAGCAGGCGCAGGCGCAGGUGCAGCCGCUGUUGGCGCUGCGACGGUGGCGGGUGCUGCAGCCAUUCACCACCACGCAGUAGCAACGGACGAGAAGGAGGACGAAGAUCCGUUUGGCGUGUCCAAGCAGAGCUCGUCGCAGCAGACACCAGCACCGCCGGCUGCCGCGGCCUUUGACGACAACUUUGGCAACGACUUCCAGCCACAAGAGAGCAAUGCGUUUGCCGCUGCGCCAGCCCCAGCUCAGAGCAAUGUGAAUCAGGCGUUUGACGAUGCCUUUGCAGACCUCGACAAGGACGACGAAGUGGCGGCAAAGGACGAGGCUGGCCCUGUCGAGGUGGGACAGACGGACGCUACGCCGCAAGCAGAUGAAAGUCAUCCGACGACGACGACGACGGCUUUUGUCGAUGAGCGAUCGUCUACGACGGAGCCUGCCCAUGUCGCUGCUCCCACGGCCGAUGAGGUGACGAGCGAUGCAGAUGUGAUCAAGGUCGACAAGGGCAAGGCGGCAGUGAGGGACGCGGACGAGGACUCGUACGAAGACAGCUCCGAUGAAGAGGAAGGUCCCGAAGAUGUCGAUGGCGGUGCGCACACCACUGCCAGCAAAGCACCGACAUCGGAUGUGGCCGACAACGAGGAUACAGCAGCAGCAGCAGCAGCGGCAGCCGUCGGUGGAGUGGCGGCAGGAGGACUGGCUGCCUCUGCGCUCCCUAGCGCCACAACGACGACGCAGGCAGCCGACCGGUUCCCUGAGAUCAAUGAUGAUGAUCUGGAACCUGCCACCGAUGCGACUGAAACGCUCGCUCCACCGUCCUCUCACCUCGACACAUCUUCUGCGCCUGGCCCAGUGCCGCUCUCGGCCCAGGCAACAGGCGACACCGACGCCGCAUUCCACGACGCACCCACGGGCGAGACGCCAUCGACGGCUGACUUUGGCACCGUGGGCAUGGGUCACGCAGCCCAGGCUUUGUCUGCGUCUGCGCUGAGCCCAGCUCACGAGCGCUUCACAACUGCCGUCGACGACUCGACUGCAAGUCCGGCAACAAAGACUCGGCGUGCGCCUCCCCCUGCACCAUCGCGUGGCAGCACCCUCAGCACCACUUCUGCCGCUCUUUCCCCCCUGGCGACCUCUGUAGCUCCCGGGCCUGUGCCUGCGCCUGCCCUCGCAACCUCAACUGCACCUGACGCGGCACCGGCUUCCACCUUGGACGACUUCGAUGCUGCUUUUGAGGAUCUGGGCCCCGCAACGAGCACCGUCGGUGGCACCGCCCCAAUCAGCGCUUCGGCGGCGCCAGGUGCCAGCGCCAAUGGCGGCAGCACCAGCUUCGACGACGCCUUUGGCAACGGCGAUGCAGACGACUUUGACUUUGUCCCCAAGUUCCAGCAGCCGCCUUCGUCGGCCUUUGGCUCUCAUCAGGCGCAGGGCAGCAGCGCCAAUGACGCCUUUGACCAAGCCUUUGGCACCUCGUCGGCCCCUCAGUCUGGCGGUUUUGACGGUUUUGACGGUGCAUUUGCUCCGCCGACUGCUUCGUCACAGCCGCCCCAGCCUCCGCCAAGGCAGCAGCCACAGCAGCACCCGUCGGCCACUGCGUCGCAGGGCUCGGCGUUCAGCUUCGAAGACGCAUUCGCACCAGCCAGCACGCCUCCCUCCUUGACCAUGCCUGGUGGCGCCUCGGCCGCUCCUGUGGCCAGCAACAAUGCAUCGGCGGCUACCAAGGCCACGACGCCUGCGCUCGCUGACGAUGCAGGGCCUGUCAAGCAGCUCUGUGGCAUGGGUUUCAGCCGGGAGAGCGUCAUCAAAGCGCUCGAAAAGUCAAACUACCGGACCGAGAAGGCCCUUGAGCGCCUCUUGGCCCAGACUGCGUAGAUCAUUGUCCCUUGCUACCUGGCUAAUUAGGUGUUGCUGCUCUGUAGUCGUUACCUUUUCCCUUUGACUUGUCUACACCUGUCUCUUGUGUUCUUUUCUUUUUUCUUCUAAACGAGGAGCAUGAAAUCAAUAGUCCUAGAAGUGCC
Messenger RNA from Acaromyces ingoldii, 4493 nucleotides. RefSeq lists its product as hypothetical. NCBI's taxonomy places the organism in Eukaryota, Fungi, Basidiomycota, Exobasidiomycetes, Exobasidiales, Cryptobasidiaceae. The record is from RefSeq and is a predicted model, not a curated record. The transcript is spliced from 2 exons. Gene Ontology annotation, biological process: endosomal transport; endocytosis. Gene Ontology annotation, cellular component: plasma membrane; cytoplasm. Gene Ontology annotation, molecular function: calcium ion binding; protein binding. Bases 229 to 4347 code for a protein of 1372 amino acids.